Messenger RNA from Amaranthus tricolor (Joseph's coat), 1552 nucleotides. Its product is annotated as transcription factor IIIA-like. The record is from RefSeq and is a predicted model, not a curated record. Lineage: Eukaryota; Viridiplantae; Streptophyta; Magnoliopsida; Caryophyllales; Amaranthaceae. Gene Ontology annotation, biological process: regulation of transcription by RNA polymerase II. The coding region runs from base 117 to 1223 and encodes 368 amino acids. Gene Ontology annotation, cellular component: nucleus. The transcript is spliced from 6 exons.
CUAGUGCAAAUGAAACACAGGAGUCCGUAUAAGUGCCCCAAAUCAUCAAGUCCUUGCUCUCCUGCCGUAAUUCAAAAACCCUAGAAACCUCACUUCGACUCCUCAUAGGGGUCGCCAUGGGAGAAGAACACAAAGCGAGAGAAGAAAUUGGUCCGAUAUUCAGAGAUAUUCGUCGCUAUUAUUGCGAGUUUUGUGGUAUUUGCAGAUCUAAAAAAUCACUCUUGAACUCUCACUUGAUCUCUCAUCAUCAGGAAGAAAUGGAAAAGAAGAAAGAGAUUGAAGGUAAGGGAAAAAAGAGUAGUAAUACUUGUGAAGAAUGCGGUGCUGCUUUUAAGAAACCAGCUCAUUUGAAGCAGCAUUUGCUUAGUCACUCUCUAGAGAGGCCUUUCUCUUGUUCGGUAAAUGACUGCAAUGCGAGUUAUAGAAGAAAAGAUCACUUGAAUCGCCACAUGCUGCAGCAUGAAGGGAAGUUGUUCAGAUGUCCUAUAGAAAAUUGUAAUAAAGAGUUUGUUGUUCACGGUAAUGUCAGUAGACACUUAAGGGAGUUUCAUAAGGAUAAGCGUAAAUGCGACGGCGAGAAGGGACCUGACAAACAUGUUUGUCGGAAAACAGGGUGUGGAAAGGAAUUUAAAUAUGCUUCUCAGUUGCAGAAACAUGCUGAAUCUCAUGUCUUGAAAUCUUCAGAAACAUUUUGCGGGGAUCCCAAGUGUAUGAUGUCCUUUUCCAAUCUUGAGGGCCUGAGGGAACAUAUCAGAACUUGCCACCAAUAUGUAAAAUGCGAGGUUUGUCGUUCUAAGCACCUAAGGAAAAAUUACAAACGGCACCUCCAAACUCAUGAAAAGCACCUACCCACUACAAUUGAAUGCAACUUUGAGGGUUGUGACCAUUCAUUUACCACAAAAUCAAAUCUACAGCAGCAUAUCAAUGCAGUGCAUUUGAAACUCAGACCCUUCAUGUGUGGCAUACCUGGUUGUGGCAUGACAUUUGCUUUCAAGCAUGUGCGGGAUAACCAUGAAAAAUCUUUUCGCCAUGUUUAUGUGCCUGGAGAUCUCGAGGAAUUCGAUGAACAAUUCAGAUCAAGGCCUCGUGGUGGGCGUAAAAGAAAGCUACCUUGUAUUGAGAUGCUUAUGAGAAAAAGGAUCACCCCACCUAAUCAAUGUGACAGUUUUCUUAGUGAAAGCUCAGACUUUCUCUCUUGGUUGCUUUCAGAUGAUGAGGAUUGAUGCAUCAUUUGAUAUUCGAGGCUAAAGCAGCAACUUUUGCUCGGUAAAUUUGUAGAUUUUAGGAUUUAGGAUUGUCUAUUACCUUAGAUAAGUGGAUUCUACUCAUUCUAGGAUUCUAUAAUCUUUUUCGUGCGAAGGGGUCCUAGAUGUUGAUGGAAGGCUGUGUAUGUAUGUAACUACGUCUAAUUUUUUAUCAUUUGAAAUUAAAGAUAUUGUAAAUUAAAAUCGUGAAUUGGAUAGCGUGAAAAACAAAAGUGUAGUACUUAUUAAAAACCAGAGGAAGUAAUAUUCAGAUCUUCUGUUGCAUUAUAAUAUGCUCAAAUUCUAUG